Papaver somniferum (opium poppy) is the source of this 1998-nucleotide messenger RNA. Its product is annotated as 3-oxo-Delta(4,5)-steroid 5-beta-reductase. The coding region runs from base 542 to 1714 and encodes 390 amino acids. Lineage: Eukaryota; Viridiplantae; Streptophyta; Magnoliopsida; Ranunculales; Papaveraceae. The record is from RefSeq and is a predicted model, not a curated record. The transcript is spliced from 2 exons.
UCCAAUAUCAUACUAAUGAAUGAACAAUCACCUAAACUCAUUGUCUCAUCAUGGAACCCAACAACCUCUAUAAUUCAAUUUCAAGAACAUCUCUCUAUCAAUCUAAACCCAACCCAAGUUGUCCUCGUGCAAAAUUCUACAAAAAUUCCUAAAUAAAAACUGCUAAAGAAAAGUCUUACUGAAAGAUCCCAAACUUAUAAAAUAAAAACAAAUCACGUAAAAAAUCUCAUGUUAUGUCAAAAUGCAUAUGCCUCAAUGACUCAAUCAUUCAAUAUUGUGUCUAAAAUCUCAUGUUUGAAGAUAUGAUCAAAUUAACUAAGGGAUAAUUUCGGUGACACUCCAUUAUUCAUCCAAAAAUAUACAAGUAACACAAAUCGGACACGUCAGCUCAAACAUUUUUAUACCACGAAUCUGAAUCAGCUCUCUCCUCUCAUUCAAUUCAUUCAUUCACAUCUGAAUCAGCUCUCUUUUCUCCUCUCAUCAAAUCAACAGUCAAUCCAUCUACCACUUCUCUCUUUCUCGUUUCCAUCAAUCAAUCAAUAUGAGUUGGUGGUGGGCAGGUGCAAUCGGUGCUGCUAAGAAAAAAUUAGAAGAAGAUGAACCACCAACGAAAUACGCAAGCGUUGGAUUAAUAAUUGGAGUUACAGGAAUUGUUGGAAACAGUUUAGCUGAGAUUCUACCAUUAUCAGACACACCAGGUGGUCCGUGGAAGGUGUACGGUGUUGCAAGAAGACCUCGACCAACAUGGAAUUCAGAUCAUCCAAUUGAAUAUAUUCAAUGUGAUGUAUCAAAUCCAGAGGAAACACUAGAUAAGUUUUCAUCUCUUACUGAUGUUACUCAUAUCUUUUAUGUUACUUGGGCAUCUAAAAAGACUGAAGCUGAAAAUAUUGUAGCUAAUAGUGCCAUGUUUCGUAAUGUUUUAAGAGCUGUUAUACCAAAUUGUCCGAAUUUGCAACAUAUAUGUCUUCAGACUGGAAGGAAACAUUAUUUAGGUUCAUUUGAGAGUUUUGGCAAGGAAGAGAUUCAGCGGCAUGAUCCACCUUUUCAUGAGGAUUUGCCUAGAUUGAAAAGCCCUAAUUUCUAUUAUGAUUUGGAGGAUAUUUUGUUUGAGGAAGUUGAGAAAAAAGAAGGAUUGACUUGGUCGAUUCAUCGUCCUGGGGUAAUUUUUGGAUUUUCUCCGUAUAGUUUGAUGAAUAUGAUUGGGUCUCUUUGUGUGUAUGCAACAAUUUGUAAACAUGAAGGGAAGCCGUUGAGGUUUCCGGGGAGUAAGGCUGUUUGGGAAGGGUAUUCUGAUGCUUCAGAUGCUGAUUUGAUUGCUGAGCAUCAGAUAUGGGCAUCAGUUGAUCAGUAUGCGAAGAACGAUGCGUUCAAUUGUGUUAAUGGCGAUGUUUUCAAAUGGAAGCAUAUGUGGAAGGUUUUGGGUGAGCAGUUUGAGGUGGAAUGUGCUGAAUUUGAAGAAGGGUUGAAGUUGGAGGAACUUAUGAAAGGCAAAGGUGCUGUCUGGGAUGAAAUUGUGAAGAAGCAUGAUCUAUCCCCAACUAAAUUAGAGGAAGUUGCAACCUUUUGGCUUGUUGAUGCUAUAUUUGGAGCUAAGGAAACAGCUUUGGAUAGCAUGAAUAAGAGUAAGGAACAUGGGUUCUUUGGCUUCAGGAAUUCGAAUUAUGCGUUUGUUUCUUGGAUUGACAAGAUGAAAGCUGCAAAAAUUGUGCCAUGAAAAUUUGAUGCAGGAAAGAAUAUCUUGUUUCAGAGUUGAGUUUGAUUCAGUUUGGAGGGGUCUUUUGUUCGUUCAGAUGUUGCUUGUGUUUGUGAUGGGAUUAUUUCCCCUUGUUUCUUAUCAGUGCAGAACAUGUAUUCUUAUCAGUGCAGAACAUGUAUGUAUGAUAAAUUGUAAGUUUUUCUGUUAUAUUGUUUUUCAGACUUCCAUGAAGUGAGAAAACCAAGGAAUAAAGAGACUUUUUGAGUUUUGUUGAUCAAUAGUAACAAUGAAUUGCAUUUAGG